AUGAUGGCGGACGGUCACCACGACCGUGGUAGGAAACAUAAACAUAACCUCAAUUAUAUGUAAACGGUAUUGUCAGAAAUGGUAUCAAAAUUGUUCGCACUGGCACUGCUGUCUGCUACGGAGAAUAAUAAUAUACUCACGCAGGGAUUUUAUUGAUUACUGCCCAAAAGUGAAUUGCAUUUGGUGUUGUUAAUAGAAACUAUGUCGCUGCCAUUUUCCGGCUCGAAAUCGAAGUCAACGGGUGUAGUGAGUGCAAUAAAGAAACAAUCGUUGCUGUUAAAUCUCAAACCGGUGAAAAAAGUAUUAAUCAAAUUUGAUCCUUUUGCCCAAAAUGCUGUCACGGCCAGGUAAUUGUUUUCAUUCGUGAUAGUGAUGUAUUUAAAUUACUAAGGUUUCUUUUUUUUUUUUAAUUUUGAAGCCAUUAUGGUUUGUUGUUUGGCCUAAGAAAAAAAUGUAGUAAUAUUCAUAAAUGAUUCGUACCUAUACAUAUACUUCACCACAAUUAAUUCGAAACAAAAUUUUCCAUAUUCUCACCCCAUACUACUCAUCCCAGGUUUCUGGGCCUGAAAAAAAAUAUUCAAUUUUGCCCUUAUAUCUAUCCUAUGCCAUAAACAAUCAGUACCAUUAUAUAAAUAUAUAUAUAUUUUUUUUUUAAUAUACAUUUACUAAAUUAAAUAGAAUAUAGUAAUAUUAUAGAUUUAAAAUAAAUUACAUCACGUUCUCUAUAUAUCAGAUUACCAGCUAAUAUAUUACGUAGAACAACUCAUAUUUUACAAAAAUAGUUGUUGAUAGACAAAUGAAAAGUAUGACUGCAAAUUAUUUAUAAUGCAGGAUAGGUAUGAGAAAUGAUUCUUUCUUUCAAAAUGUUGAAAAAAUUUUUCCACACAUAAAAUCAUUGUUUUAUUAAUUAUAAUUUUGAAUAAAAUAACUAUAGAUUAUUGCUAAAUAUUGAUAAUAUUAAAAUGUUUAAAAACCUUAUAGUUCCUUCUACUAAAGUUAAUCAUAUUUUUAAUGGACUUUUAACUAUAAUUUAUUUAAUUACCUUUAAGAAUAAUAUUAAAAUAACUACUAAUUGUGCUAAUAAUUCCUAUAAUAUAAACAAGUAACAAAAUAUAAAUAAAAUAAUUGAUCUAUAGAUACAACAUGAAUUUAAUUUUGUUUAGAUUAAUUUUCAAUUUGAAUGGCUAAUCCAUAUGUAUAUGUUUUCCUUACUAUAGUAGUCCACACAUAACUUGGUUGGGUGCUGGCUUGAUAUAGUUUACUAUAAAUAUACAAAUAAAGAAACCUUAGCUAGCUGUAAUCACUUCCAAGUUAUGCUGGAUGAUUGCACACCAAACAGAAAAACAUGAUUUUAUAAUAUAAGGUGUUAAAUACUAAUGGAUAUGUUUUGAAUCGUAUAUAUAUAUAAUAUUUGUAAUAAUUAAAAUAUUUACUUCCAUUGCAAUGUCCAUUAAUGUUUUCAUAAACUGGUUUAAAAUUAAUUUGUUGCUCCCUUUGUAUUACAAAAUUGGCUUCCAUGACUAGUUUAUAAUAUUUAUCCUGAAAUAAUAAAAUAAGGUUCAUACAAUAUACAAUUAAUAUAUACUGUUCAAAUUAUUAUUAAUGUAUAUUAGUUUUUUUUUUUUUUUUAUAGAAAUUUUAUGUACUAUUUAUUAUCGCCGAAAGUAAUCAACACAAAUCCCCUUUGUCUUGUAAGAACAGAAGUUGAGAAUAAUAGAAGUGAACCAACUGUGGAAGCUUCUUUAGGUAAACUAUUUUAUUAUUCAUAAUAAUAUAAUAAAUAUAUUAUUAUAUAUUUUAUAUAUUUAUAAUACAUAUAUUUGAAUGUGUAUUUGUAGUGAAUGGUGAAUCAGUGUUAUUUAAAUGUAAUAACUUGACUGUUUUGGAAAUAUUUCAACAAUUUAAUAAACAUAUAACUCCAUUAGCACCUAAAGAAGAAUUAGUUGUAUCUACGACGAAGAUAGACAAAAAAAAAGGAAAACGAUAAAAUAAAAUGGCUAAAAAGGAACAUUAUACUAAAACAAUCAUCAAUGGAUUCUAUAAUCAGAUGCCAGCUUUUGCAGAUGUGUUUGAUGAAGAGUCGUGGUAUUUAUUUGUAAUAUGUUUAGUGGGGUUCACAUUAAUAGUCGUUUACAUUUUAUCUAAAUUUAUAAAAUUACAACCUGUAGAUUGGUAAUGUAUUUUAUUUGUAGAAUAAAUUAGUAAUUUUAAAUGAAUUAUAAGUUUUUUAUUUUAAUAUGUAAACACUUGGUAACUUAUUUUGUUUUAAUUAAAGACUUGUAGCAUUAUUAAAAUAAUUAUAUUAGGUAAAUAUAAUAUUUUUCUUUCUUUAGGUAUAUUUAUUUAUUUAAAUUAGUUAAUUUAACUUACGAUCAAAAUAAUUUAUCUUUGAUAUUACAAUACAACUAAUUUAACUUUGCAAUCAUAACUUAACAAAUAUCAAAAAAUGAGUUUUCUGAUCCGUAGAAAGCUAACCAUUCUACUGAAUUUUGAAUAAACUUCAACUAUAAUAUUAUGUAAAUACAAUAAUAAACUUCUACUAAAUUGUUCUGUACACAUGUUUUUUCAUAUAUUGUGUUUGAAAUUAUAAACCAUGGCAGCCAUUUCAAUCUAUGCUUACAACUGUGCCACACCAUUAAUAAAAAGAACACUUUGUACUUCUAAUAGUAAAUGGGCUCUAAUAAACUGUUAUCAUAGAGGAAUUAUUUUAAAUUUUUGUGUAUGAAUAUAAUGUCUAAGAAUUGGAUAUAAAACUAUUUAAGUUACAUUUAGUUUUUAUUAAAUUUUCAGCAAAAACUAGUUUUUAAUUAUACACGACCUGACAGUAUAAGUGAAUGCAAAUAUUUAAAUUAAAUCAAUCAUCAUUCAAAUAUUUGUUUGUUCUUCAAAAUAAAUUAAUAUUAUAAUAAUACUAGUACUAAAUGUGAGGUUAUGUAUACAAAUUAGUAUUUACUGAAGUUUUAGGAAAAACUAGGUGUAAAUUUAAAAAGUUUACACUUUUACUGUAGUUGUUUUUACUGCAAUACAUACCUAUAAUACAUUAGAAAUAUAUUAUAUUUGCCUAUUUUACUUACAAAAUAAAUGCAAUUAAUUUUAAAAUGGCAUUAAUGAAUAAUUGUUGCUAUAACGUUAUUAUUAAAAUGAAAUAUUGCACUUAAUAAUUAAACAUUUAGAAAAAAAUUGUAAACCUACAAAUUAGUUAUUCGUAAAUAAAUUAUGUACUAUAUGUUUUACAAGAAUUAAUAAUUUUAAACUCAAAAUUAAAUAUUAAUUAUUUUUACAUUUUAUCUUAAUAAAUGUGUUUAGGUAAUAUUUACUUCAAAAGAAUUACUAGUCUGUUGUAGUAAUAAAUAUAAGUGUUAAUGUGUUAUAUUAUUAAUUUAUACAACAAGAUGUACCUAAAAAAAAAUUCCCACGACUUGAAACUUUUCUAAAGCCAGAGAAUAUAUAUGAAAUUCUGAAAUUUUACUUUUAAACUUCAAAUCUCCUAAAUUUUCUAAAAAUUAAUUAUUCAAAGUUCAAAAAAUAUAAAUAAUGUUAUUAUUUACAAUUUCCAGACUGGAUACAUUCAAAAGUAAUAAUUCUAUUCAAAUUUGUUUUAUUGCAUACCCUUGUACUUCAUGUAAUCAUUGCCAUUUUUAUCAAUUACUUUUUGUAUCUUCUCAUUUUUUAGAAAUGUAUUUUUAUAGAGUUGUCAAAUAUUUCCCCCUGAAAUAGAGACUAGGUAUAUUUCUCUUCAUACUUAAAGAUAUUUUUAGUGGUAUCUUUAAACCAAAUUAAUUCUAAUUCUGAAAUAAGAAUUUUUUAUUAUGGACAUUUUGGUUGAAUUUCAUAUGAAUUUUCACAAUGUGGUGGGAGGAAGAUUUCUUUAGCAUAUAAAAUUUCAACUUUUUCCCAGGCCCAAAUUUAACAAGAAUACCACAUUUUAAAUACCCCUACAGACUAAAAUGUAAUACAAUUCUGCCAACUAUAACUGUUUUAGAUAAAUUAUAAAAAAAAAGAUAUUGUUACGGUAACAAGUCUGCUGGGGAAAAAUGUACCCUAGUAAUGGAGCUCUGAACAAGUAUUUUCAUUAUGGUUAGGUAUAAAAAUUCAAACUUGGGUCAACCGUAUAUAUAUAUUUUUGUUAAUGAUUGAUUUUAAUUGUAAUUCUUA
This is a messenger RNA of Cinara cedri, 4155 nucleotides long. Lineage: Eukaryota; Metazoa; Arthropoda; Insecta; Hemiptera; Aphididae. The record is from the annotation of a GenBank genome assembly.